Capsicum annuum is the source of this 2880-nucleotide messenger RNA. RefSeq lists its product as uncharacterized. The transcript has 2 exons. Bases 1195 to 2445 code for a protein of 416 amino acids. NCBI's taxonomy places the organism in Eukaryota, Viridiplantae, Streptophyta, Magnoliopsida, Solanales, Solanaceae. The record is from RefSeq and is a predicted model, not a curated record.
CAUUGUCCUGGGGAAGUCUGAGUACCCCAUUGACCCAAAAAUAACAAGUACAAUGUGGUUUCAUUGCUUAGAAAUAGCGUACAUAUCGCUUGAAUAAGUAGUGCACAUAAGGUGUUUGAUGAAAUGUUAGAAAGAAGUUAAAAACUGAAAACCGUAGUCGACGGUGCGCGUCGACGGCACGUCGCUGUAUCGGCGGUACCGUCGAACACGCCGUCGCAUCUGGUCAUAUGAAUCCUUCACUGGAAGCAUCCGACGGUGAGGUCCGACGUACCGUCGAGUAUUCGACGGAGCGUCGCUCCCUACCGUCGCACAUGCCUCAGGAUUUGGGUCACUGGAAAAGACCACGGUCUGGGUCGACGCACCAUCGAAGCUCUGACGUCACCGUCGCACCCCACCGUCGAUAUUCAAACAUCUUUUAUUUUUCUGGUUUUGAGCACCGAUUUGAAUUACAUUUUUUUUUAGGCACUAUGGCCCCAAAGAAAGGCAAAGGUCAAGCAUCCGACCAAAGUUCGAAUCCACCAGCUCGUAACACGAGGCAGAGUCGCCAACCAAGAAUAUCUUCAUCAUCCUCGUCUGAAGAGGAGCCACAACACAGCAGCAGCAGUUGCUCCAUUCCAGUUCCACUUGAAGUGGGGGGGUGCAACUUCGACUCCUGUUCCGACCAAGGCCCCAGUUCAGGUUGAAGUCCCUGACCAAGAGGAUUCGAACAUCAUUAGACGAAAGGAUCAACAGUUAAGGGAAGCGAUAAGAUGGCAAGUGCCAGGGUCUCGUGACAGGUUCUACAAGCAGCUUGAACAGACGGACAGGAUGCAGAAAAAAAGGGCCAUUUUUGAAGAACACCAGAUUAUCACUACAACCUUGUAUUAAUAUCCCGAACUCGAGCGACGGUUCAAUGAAUAUCAAUUGAAAUGGAUGAGCAGGCCACUAGGAUCGUAUCAACCCAACUGGGUUCGUAAAUUCUUUGCAAAUUACUUGGCAUUGCUUGAGAAGGAUUUGCCCAAAGGGAAGACGCGCCCGAUGGAACCAAGCUAGAUAUAGUUCCAGUUCGUGGGGUCAACAUAGACAUCUCUGCAAGGACCCUGAACAGGUUUUUGUUUGGGCCUGAGUAUCAAAUCCCUGGGGCGACUCCUGACUUAGAACAUCGGGUAUUCACAAGAGCUGAACAGAGGCACUGGUUAGAAAGGAUUUUAACUGAUGGAGGUUCGCCUUCAUGGCUACAUACCUCAACUGAUCACAUCUCAAAGAAGUCUCUGGAGUUUUCGCGCAAAAUUCUGUUGGGCAAUUGUGCGACUGAGGCUCAUGCCUACAGGGGGUGACGAUCGAUUGGAAGGCACCAGAGCUGUACUUGUUGCAUCUUUAAUUGAAGGAUACACGAUAGAUUUCGGUCACAUCAUUGCUGAUGAGCUGUUCUUUCGUGCCCGCAAGACUCACACGGCCUUGCCAUUUCCAUGCCUCAUCACCGAAUUGUGCAGGCGGGCGAAUGUAUCACUGAUCAGUGGAGUUGAUAAUGAGGUUCCUGCAAUACACACACAGGAUAUCGAGAGAACGAAGGAUUGGUCACGCUUCGACUUGAGAACCAACAGGCCACCGGCUCAGCAGACUCAGUCCGCUCCGGUUCCUGAGCCAUCUGAUUUCCCAGCAGGUAUGCCUAUGUCGUUGACUGUCUAUGCUCCUCCCACCACCUCUACAGGUUCAGCUUCCAUGCCAAUGGACAGGUCCCCAACCUCUGCAUCUGUCCCGCCUCUACCUUCAGAAUACAGGAUGAAUCCUGAGAACUUCGCCAAGACAGUUCGCAAAGUCAACAAGGUUGAAAAACAAAUGGCUAUUUGGGGGCAAGGCUUCAAAUCUUUUGUUGAGCAGAUCGUAGAAGAUGCAUUACACCCCUACAGGAACAUUCAGCUCCGCAUGGAUAACUUGGAGGAAAGGGUCAACAAGAGGAUAGCGGAACUAACCAUCCCUGAGUUUGCAAAGGUAAUUGAGGAAGUUCGAAAGCUCCGGGCAGAUGCAGACGGGAUAAUGCAGCAGCCACAGCAGCCCAUCGUUGAUCCUGUUCAGAUUCCUAGUGAUAAUGACAAGGGACUUGUAGAUCUCUUCGGAAAUCCGAUCACAGGCAAGGGUAAGCAGCCGGCGCAGGCAGAUGCAGAAACUGAGGAAGAUGCAAGGAAAUCUGCAAAGAGAGCAGAGAGGAAACGUCGACUGGAGGCCAUGUCACCAGAGCAAUUGGAGGAAUAUCAGGUAGCUAAGGCCAAAAAAAAAAAAUCAAAGAAAACGGUUGCGCGAGAGGAGAAGAGACGACAGGAUGAAGCUGCUGGAGUUUCCACCAGUGCUGCUCCAAUCGGAGAGCUCGAGAGGAUGUACCUCCGCCUUCGGAGGAUGUUAUUCAGAGUACUCCCUCAACAUUGGGGUCAACAUUGGGGUCAACAUUGUUCCAGGAGAGGUCACUGAAGCCUCACCACGUCUCAGACACCUCAGAUGAGUAAGAGGCGCACAUCAAGUAUUUCUCCAUCCUUAAUCUUUACAUCACAUGCAUUGGGGACAAUGCAUUGUUUUGUGUGGGGGUGGGAAUGCUUGCAGCAUGAGGGAAUAAAAGCUAAGUGGGAGGAAGUACUUGAAGAAUUGAGCAAAAACAAAGAAAAAAAGGCAUACGACGGUGCAUCCAACGGAACGUCGAUAUUUCGAUCGAACGUCAGCCUUCAUCGUCUAUCAAAUCCAGAAGAGUACCUCACUGGAACAAAGCGACGUUACGCUCCGACAGGGCAUCGAACCUACGACGCACCAUCGUUUGGAAGAUGAAAGACCAAACACUGGAAACCAGCGACGGGCCGUCGUACCGUUGACGGGACGUCGACCUCGACAGUCGAACUGCAGCAGCACGCAACA